This is a messenger RNA of Batrachochytrium dendrobatidis JAM81, 798 nucleotides long. RefSeq lists its product as uncharacterized. Bases 1 to 798 code for a protein of 265 amino acids. The transcript is spliced from 2 exons. The record is from RefSeq and is a predicted model, not a curated record. NCBI's taxonomy places the organism in Eukaryota, Fungi, Chytridiomycota, Chytridiomycetes, Rhizophydiales.
AUGAAUAUCAAGAUGGACAUCAAGAUGGAGAUCAAGAUGAGUGAAAUAUCAGAUAGAAUAACCAGCAUGUAUAACGACAUCAUUUCGGACCAUCGGUUCAAUGGAGAAAUCCAACCUGAAACUAGUCUAGAUGACCUACGUACACUACUAGCAUCAAAACAAAACAAGUCAUGGCAUCUUACACUCGAUCGAGGACAUCUUCAAUCGCUAGAUUUGGUUGUUAGACCUAUACAGUGUGUGAGAGACUUGAAACGAAUUGUUAGAGCGGCUUGGACUCGUCAGCAAAUGGUAUCAUCCAAUCUUGUUCGUCAGCGUUGUAUUAACUGGAGAGGAAUAUGGACAACACAUCGACUGGCACUUACCACUGACUCUUCAUUAUUAGACCAAUCUACAGCUGGAUCUCGUAUUCUCAAAAUAUUAUCGAGAGAUCUUGAUAAACUCAAGGAUUGUGGAGUAUCAGAUGGAUCGCAUUUGAGGUUUGUGCGCGUACGUCGAGUUAAAAAGAAACUUGGGCUUGACAAGAGUGCUCGUCAUGAUCUGAAACGUAAUAGUAUGGGCAAUGCAAGACAGCAAGUUUAUUCUACGAUUUCUGCAAUGCCUCCUCCUUGGAGAAUCACGACUGCUGGAUCUGCCAAUGCACAUGUUCAAGGCACCCCAUUUCGUGUACAAUCCAACCAGCCCAUGUUGGGUAUAUACCAGUAUGGAAAUCUACCACCUUAUAGUCACCCGUAUAACGCAUACAUGGGUUCAUAUCCACCACCCAUCCCUCGCAUGUAUUACCCUCCACCACCUAAAUAA